Molecule: messenger RNA, 2282 nt
Organism: Gallus gallus (chicken)
Lineage: Eukaryota; Metazoa; Chordata; Aves; Galliformes; Phasianidae
Gene: MCPH1
Product: microcephalin 1
Exons: 14
Coding region: 551-2086 (511 amino acids)
Biological process (GO): mitotic cell cycle
Source: RefSeq, a predicted model, not a curated record
GCGGAGCCGCGCGGAGGAAGUUUGAACGGUGGCGGGUACCGGAGCCGCUGAUGGAGUCCGUGCUGAAAGGUAGCGGCUGGGCUCCGCGCGGGGAGCCGCCGGGCUGCGGUGGGCCCCUCCACGCGGCCUUCCACUUGGGGGCUGCCGGCCUUGGGGCUGUCGGCCGUGAGGUUCCGGCUGGUGGCGGUCUUCUCGUUCCUUUGCGGCCUUCUCUGGCGUGGCUCGCCCUGCAGCCGCAGGAAGGGACGGGGCGGGCAGCGCCGUGGUGCUUCACAGUCCCUCUGGGGUCCCGGCGAGCGGCUCUCGGUUGUCGCUUCCCCACUACAGCCGCCACCUUUGAGGCCUAUUAACUUUUAGAGGAACCUGCCUCUUUCAGAGCUCUUCUAGCUCAGAAAAGCUCCGGACUUCCUGGCUUUCCCUUACAUCUGCAAUGCAAAAACUACGUAGUGUUUUCUUUGUUGUUUCCUAAAUGGGGUAAUUACUGUAAAGCAUCCCUUUGGUCCUAUGGUGGGCGGGUGCUGCUUUGAAGAGAGUUCUCUGAGUUCCCAGCAUGGCCUUCACUGGUAUAUGUGCAUUUGUAGAAGUUUGGUCAUCUAGCAGAACAGAAAAUUACUCAAAAGCCUUUGAGCAGCAACUUCUUGAUAUGGGAGCAAAAGUUUCAAAAACUUUCAACAAGCGUGUGACACAUGUAGUCUUCAAAGAUGGACAUUCAACUACAUGGAGAAAAGCACAGGAUGCUGGUGUAAAGACUGUUUCUGUACUCUGGGUGGAGAAAUGUCGAGAAACUGGAGUACGCGUUGAUGAAUCUUUAUUUCCUGCAGUAUACAAUAAUGAUGGGUUACCACUAAAACACAAAUGUAUGCAGCCAAAGGACUUUGUUGAGAAAACUCCAGAAAAUGAUAGAAAGCUGCAGAGAAGACUGGACCGAAUGGCUAAGGAAUUAGCUCAGCAAAGGAUAGGAAUUAAUGCAGAAACUGAUAUACCAGUUUUACUGUUUGAAGAUGAUGGUUCACUUGUGUAUAGCCCUGUUUCUAAAAUAAGAGAUCAAUGCAGUGAAAUGGAAAGAAGAAUAAAUGAGAUGAAGGAGAAAAGAGAAAAUCUUUCUCCUACUGCUUCCCAAAUGUUUCAAGCAUCCCCACGUUGCUCACAAGGAGACUGCCCGCUGUCUACCUCUUUAACUAAUUCAGAAGACGCAGUAUUGCAAGGGGAAAAAAAGAAAGACUGCUUAAACUCAAGUUUUGAUGACUUUUUUGGAACUGUUACAUCAAAGAGACAGAAAAAAGAGGUAGAAAAUACCUGCAAUACUCAGACUUGUACUCACGUUUCUAUGAGUGCUUCAAAGAAUUCUCUCUCAUGUGGCUGUGACCAGAAGAGCUUAACCCGGAAACAAGCUAGCAGAAGAAGCAUAGGUGAUGAAAAUCACGUGUCAGAGUAUGAUGGCUCUUGCAAAGUUUUUAAGGAGCAAAAAAAUAAGCGCAACGGGAAUGUAAGAAAAGCUAGAAGACUCCAGAAGCCAACAAGGACACUAGUCAUGACCAGUAUGUCUUCUGAGAAACAAAGUAUGGUAAUUCAGGUGGUGAAUAAACUUGGAGACUUCUUGUUCUCAGAUGAUGUAUGUGAGACAACAAGUCAUGUAGUUACAGGGAGUCCUCGUCGUACCUUGAAUGUUAUGCUGGGAAUUGCUCGUGGGUGUUGGAUUGUUUCUUAUGAAUGGGUUCUGUGUUCUUUGGAAUUUGGGCACUGGAUCUCAGAGGAACCAUAUGAACUUUCUUCCAACUUCCCAGCUGCUCCUAUCUGCAGGCUUCAGCGUCACCUAUCAACAGGAAUCUACCAGCUGAAUCUGUUUUCAAACCAGCCUGUGAUGUUUGUAUCUCCCACCAGCCAGCCACCCUGCAAAAAGCUGAUGGAGCUUAUAGAGCUGUCAGGAGGAAAGAUCUGUAAAGCCCUACGGCAGGCAAAAAUCUGCAUAGGAAAAUACCCAGGAAAGAAGUACCAGGAAAUAAAAUGUCUAUCAGAAAAAUGGAUUUUAGAUUCAAUCACUCAGCAUACAGUAUGUCCUAUGGAAAACUACAUUUUUCAGCUGUGAGCUAACUCAAGAGCUUCCAUAUGGCUGUAAGGAAACAAGCCUGCUUUGGCCUCAGCAACUAACUAAGCUGUGAAUUAAAUUUCUAAGAGAAUGCAAAUUACAUAUUUAUAAAUAUAGUUUAAUGUUUUUAAAUUUUUCUUACUUGUGUACAUGAUGAUUUUUGUUUCCUUUUAAUAAAGUUCUUUGAUGAAAGUCA